AUGGCUUGGCCGUGCAUCAGCAGAGUGUGCUGCCUGGCUCGCUUCUGGAACCAGUUCGACAAGUCGGACCUCUCCGUCCCGCUCACCAUCCAGAACUACUCGGACAUCGCCGAGCAGGAGGUGCGGUCCGUCACCAAACAGGUCUCCGCCUCGGAGCGCGCACCGGGGAACAACUACUCAGCGCCGGACCCGCGUGGCGCCGGCUCCCCUCAGGCGCCCACAGAUGGCCCGGGGACCCGAGGCUCAUUUAGGGCGAAGAGGGAGCCCACCUACAAGCCCCGGGAGGGGUACCACCCGCCCGGAGUGCCGUUCCCCAGCGUUACCCAAUACAAGCAGGAUUUCAAACCCUGGCCCAUUCCCAAGAAGGAGAAUUUCCCUUGGAUUAGUGACGGGGGCAGCAGGGCGGGCAGUGUUUCGGAAAGCCCGGUGAACAGUAACCACAGCCAGGCACAGCCGGGGGAGAGAGAGGAGCGGGGCAGGGGGCAGAGGUGGGUUGAGCAGCAGGUGACGGAGGAGAGCAAGACCAGCUCCUACAGGCAAGAGUACAGGCCGUGGACAGGGGUGAAACCGGCCAAAAGUGCAAGGAAACAUCCUCCAGCUCAAUACUCCAGCCCAGGGACAGAGGCCACCCACGUCCUGCGUGAGACCAGCUACCAGGCUGCCUACAGCGGGGACGUCCACAGGUCCAUAGGGCUGCAUCAGGGGGAGCACAUAAUCCCGUCUGCUGCCUCCAAUGUACAACCUGCUGCUGUCCCCCAGCCCAUCCCCACUGCCAGCUCGCCCAGUCCCUCCAGCCUCCAGCAGAGCGUCCCACCUGAGAGGACUGAGCCCAGUGGAACGACCAAGGGAGAGGAACAUCUGGUGAGGACCAAGCUCCCUCCGAACCCGUCUGCUGUUUUUCAAAGUGGAUCGAGGGUCUUCAACAUCUGACAGCUGCUCCGAUUUUCAACCAUUCCACUUUGCUCGUUUUCAGUUUUAAGGAAUCAACAGGGGAAUGUUUUCGGUCCAUUCCACAACAUAAGAAUCUAUGCAAGGGAAUUUAGUGUCGUGGAUCCUGUGGCGCUGCAGCGUCAGUAUCCCAAGUGGAGAUAGACAGAUAGAUAG
Messenger RNA from Xiphias gladius (swordfish), 1104 nucleotides. RefSeq names its product MAP6 domain containing 1 (gene map6d1). Gene Ontology annotation, biological process: microtubule cytoskeleton organization; regulation of microtubule cytoskeleton organization; cytoskeleton-dependent intracellular transport. Gene Ontology annotation, cellular component: Golgi-associated vesicle; microtubule; cis-Golgi network. The record is from RefSeq and is a predicted model, not a curated record. Gene Ontology annotation, molecular function: microtubule binding; calmodulin binding. Lineage: Eukaryota; Metazoa; Chordata; Actinopteri; Istiophoriformes; Xiphiidae. The transcript has 3 exons. Bases 1 to 930 code for a protein of 309 amino acids.